UUCUCCAACGGAAAGAUGGCGUCAGUCACGAAUUAUAGCAGCUACAACCAAGCUGGAGCACAGCAGUCGUAAUAUGGCUCAUACACUGCACCUCCUGCUCAGACCUAUGGACAGACUGCACAGGAUGGAUAUACUCAGCAAGAUUACAGCUCCUAUGCUCAGCCCGCUGCUGCUCCCGAGGCCACCUACAGUCAGGCAGCGCCCUCUGCUGGAGCAUAUGCGCAACAGCAGUACGGAUCCACAUAUGGGCAAGCAGCAGCAACAGCGGCUGCAGCACCAGCUGCCUAUGGAACUCCACAGCCAGGAGCCUAUACUCAGCCUGCCCAGAGUUAUGGGGCCAGCAGCUACACCGGCUCCACUGCUGCCCCUACAGCCCAGGCUUCCUAUGGCUCUCAGCCCGGAUACUCUACCCAGCCGGCCUAUUCUGGCUAGCAGCAGCCUGCUGCCUCCGCUCCUCAGAGUUACAGUGCAAGCAGCCAGCCGGCCUACAACCAAAGUGCCUAUUCGCAGCCUGCAGGCUAUUCUCAGGCAGGAUACCAGGCUCAGCAGCCAGGCUAUGGACAGCAGCAGCAGCAGAGCGCCUAUGGACAGGGACAGCCACCUCAACAGCACCAGCAAGGCCCGCCUGCUGCCUACCCUCCUCAGGGGAGCAGUUCUUAUGCACAGACUCAGUACAGCCAACAGAGUGCGCCACAGAAUGAUUACCAGCAGAAUCCUUAUAACAGUUACAGCCAGGGUGGUGUGAGCGGAGGUUACCCUGGGUCACAGCGCGGCGGAUACCAGGAUGGUGGCCGAGAUGGUUAUGACCGUGGAGGACCUCGAGGCCGUGGUAUGGGCCGCGGUGGCAUGGGCAUCGCUGGAGACAGAGGGGGCUUCAAUAAGCCUGGUGGACCCAUGAGAGGGGGAAUGGAUCGUGAUAUGGGCCAUCCAGGAGAGCAGGACUCUGAGAACAGCACCAUCUAUAUCACGGGUCUCACUGAGAAUGCCACUCUACCAGAGAUGGCUGAGUUUUUCAAGCACACUGGAGCAAUUCGGAUAAAUCGCCGUUUAAAUCCAGCCAUACACAUCUAUACAGACAAAGACAGCGGCAAGCCAAAGGGGGAUGCCACACUGUCCUAUGAGGAACCUGCAUUUGCCAAAGCUGCUGUUGAACAUUUUGAUGGUUUUCCAGGGCGGAGAUUAAAGGUCUCUAUGGCUCGCCGGAAGCUGAUUGGGGGGAUGAGAGGAGGAAUGCCAAUGCGAGGUGGCCCUGGGAUGGAUCGUGGAGGUAUGAUGGGAAGCGGAGGUGAGAGAGGCGGCUUUCCCCCGCGUGGUGGCCCUCGAGGUGGAAUGGGCUGGAACGGCGGCCCUCAAGCAGGAAAUGUGCAGAAAAGAGCUGGAGACUGGAUGGCUGUGGGAAAUCAGAACUUCUCCUGGAGAAUGGAGUGUAACCAAUGUAAAGCUCCAAAACCCGAAGGCCUUGGAGCUCCUCCUCCCUUCCCUCCUGGAGGAGGUGAACGUGGCAGGGGUGGCAUGAGGGGCAGAGGAAUGGAUCGCGGUGGGCCGGGAGGAAUGCGCGGAGGCUGGGGAGGAGAUCGCGGAGGCUUCAGAGGCCGUGGUGGAAUGGAUAGGGGUGGAUUCAGAGGUGGUAGCAGGGGUGGUCCUCCCAUGGACAGAGGUAGAAGAGGCAUGGGACCCCCAGGCAAGAUGGAAAUGAGGGAUCAUCGUCAGGAGCGCAGAGAAAGACCAUACUGAGUUCACGCAUCAAGCAAAAGGAAAUUACAUAGAGGAAGGAAAAAUUUUAAAAGUCCUUUUUAUUUAUGAUUCCAUAUUUAUACAUGGUUAUCUCUUUUGCUUGCUUUUAGUUUUUAAUUUCACUGUUUUUAGUUAAGCCUUUUGUUUUUUUUUUUAUGUUGUAAUUGAUUUCUUUUUAUAUUAAAAAUACUCAGUUGCCCUGUAGUCAUUAUUUUUGGGGAUGUCUAUCUUGCAUGUCUCUGUGUAGCUGUAUGUACUUUAAACAAUUUUUUUAAAAAUAAACUUUUCCACCUCCA
Danio aesculapii is the source of this 2030-nucleotide messenger RNA. RefSeq names its product EWS RNA-binding protein 1b (gene ewsr1b). The record is from RefSeq and is a predicted model, not a curated record. Gene Ontology annotation, molecular function: RNA binding; transcription coregulator activity. Gene Ontology annotation, cellular component: nucleus. Lineage: Eukaryota; Metazoa; Chordata; Actinopteri; Cypriniformes; Danionidae. Gene Ontology annotation, biological process: regulation of DNA-templated transcription.